Messenger RNA from Penicillium lagena, 729 nucleotides. It is a transcript of the gene rasB, whose product is annotated as Ras small monomeric GTPase RasB. The record is from RefSeq and is a predicted model, not a curated record. NCBI's taxonomy places the organism in Eukaryota, Fungi, Ascomycota, Eurotiomycetes, Eurotiales, Aspergillaceae. Gene Ontology annotation, cellular component: plasma membrane. The coding region runs from base 1 to 729 and encodes 242 amino acids. Gene Ontology annotation, biological process: signal transduction. The transcript is spliced from 2 exons. Gene Ontology annotation, molecular function: GTPase activity; GTP binding; GDP binding.
AUGUCCGGAAAAAUGACGUUGUACAAGCUGGUGGUGCUGGGCGAUGGAGGCGUAGGGAAAACAGCCCUGACCAUCCAGCUCUGUUUGAACCACUUUGUCGAAACAUACGACCCGACCAUCGAGGACUCGUACCGCAAACAAGUUGUGAUUGACCAACAGUCGUGUAUGCUCGAGGUGCUGGACACGGCGGGCCAGGAGGAAUACACCGCGCUGCGCGACCAGUGGAUCCGGGAUGGCGAAGGGUUCGUCCUGGUGUACAGUAUCACGUCACGGGCAUCAUUCUCGCGCAUUACCAAAUUCUACAACCAGAUCAAGAUGGUGAAGGAGUCGGCCGGCUCCGGCUCGCCGAAUGCGCCCAGCUACUUGGCCUCGUCCAUGCACGCCUCCACGGGCCCGCCACUGCCCGUGCCCGUCAUGCUUGUCGGGAACAAGAGUGACAAGGCGGUCGAGCGUGCCGUCUCCGCCCAAGAAGGCCAAGCUCUGGCCAAGGAGCUCGGCUGUGAGUUUGUCGAAGCCUCCGCGAAGAACUGCAUCAAUGUCGAAAAGGCGUUCUAUGAUGUGGUCCGCAUGCUCCGGCAGCAGCGCCAGCAGUCGAUCAGCGGUCGCGGGCCAAAUCACCGGUCAACAGGCUUCUCUGGCCACCGUGGGGACCGCGAUCCCGGGUCGGAUCGUCCGCCCUUCCGGACCGACAAGCGACAUCGCGGUGGCAUCCGGUGUGUUCUCCUGUGA